CGACAUCUAUUGGUUAACAUGUUUCAGAACUUCCAUUUUUCCAUUGAUAUACGAUUGAAAAUAUGUUUUCUAUUUAUAUUUUUUUGUGUGAAUUGUGAAGUUUAUUAUGAUAUGUCCGAAGAUUUGAUAACGGAACUGUAUUCUAAAUAUAAAGAAGCUGUGGCAGAUGAUGACAGUUCUCCUUCAUUGCGGCGUUUGUUUAAACAUAAUAAAGAAUAUAAUAUCCAUGUCAAUAAAUUAAAAGAAGUUAACGGAUAUAAAAAGCAUAAUCUGAUAAUUAGACAACAGGAUAAUUCAAGAGCAAAUCCCAUAAUUUACAUAAACAAUCCCGUUGAGUCUAAAAUACCGAAUGCUUAUUUAACUUUAGAAGAAUUCAAGAAAGUAUUAGUGAAUAGAGUAAAGCCAAAAAUCAGAGAUGAAUUAGAUAUAGUUACUAAAAUGACUAAAAAAUAUGAAAAUUCUUCAAACAGAACUAGUGUUAGAAAUAUUACUAAUAAAAUUCCUGGUAAGUUAAGUAAUGAUAACCUAACUACUGAGAAUACGAGGACAGAUAUUGUAACAAAAACACAUAAAAUAUAUGAAAAUGUUACAUUACCCACUAAAAAUUAUAUGACUACACAACAAAAUGAUGAAACUACAGUAAUAAAUACAAAAAUCAGAGAACAGAAUGAUAAUAUAAAAUUUGAGGAACUUACUAAUAUUACAGUUGAAAAUAGGAGUGAUACUACAUUUAAAACAACCGAAAGUAUUAACAAAUCUAUUGAAAAAAAUUUCAAUAAUGAAGAUAAUGAAGCAAAGGGGCUUAGCGAAGAAGAAAAUUAUGAAGAAUCAAGCGUAGAUCAAGAAAUAACAACAUUUUUAACAACAAAGUCUACAACAGUCAAAACGACAUUAGGGAGGCCAUUAGUGUUCAUGGGAGGCUACAACUAAGCUUUUGUGUAUUAAGUAAUUAAUAUUAUUUAAUUGCCUAUUUUAAUUUAUUAUAUAAAUACAAAUUUAGUAACUAAAUUAUAAAUACUGUAAUUAUUUUGUUUUU
Messenger RNA from Galleria mellonella (greater wax moth), 1036 nucleotides. RefSeq lists its product as uncharacterized. The record is from RefSeq and is a predicted model, not a curated record. The coding region runs from base 19 to 930 and encodes 303 amino acids. Lineage: Eukaryota; Metazoa; Arthropoda; Insecta; Lepidoptera; Pyralidae. The transcript has 3 exons.